Molecule: messenger RNA, 387 nt
Organism: Carcharodon carcharias (great white shark)
Lineage: Eukaryota; Metazoa; Chordata; Chondrichthyes; Lamniformes; Lamnidae
Product: histone H2B type 1-A-like
Exons: 1
Coding region: 1-387 (128 amino acids)
Cellular component (GO): nucleosome
Molecular function (GO): protein heterodimerization activity; structural constituent of chromatin; DNA binding
Source: RefSeq, a predicted model, not a curated record
AUGCCUGAGGUGGCAGCUGCGUUUAAGGGCGGUACGUCCCGCAAGGUGUUGAAACAGUCGCUAACUAAAGUCACCAAGAAUUCGCCCAAGAAGCAGGGGAAGCCUCGCAAACAGAGCUACUCCACUUACGUGUACAGGGUGCUGACCCAGGACCACCCUUCCACCAGGAUCUUGUCCAAGGCCAUGAGCGUUAUGAACUUCUUCGUUGCUGACAUUUUUGUGUACAUCACCUCUGAGGCCUCGCACCUCAUUCACUACAACAAGGGCCACAUCAUCUCUACCAGGGAGGUCCAGAGCAAUGUCCGCCUCAUGCUGCCAUGGGAACUGGCCAAACACACCACCUGCGAAGGCACCAAAGUGGUUACCAAACACACCAACUCCAUUUAG